UCCACCUCCUCACUAACCACUGACAGCUCUCUCCCACCGAAAAUCUUUCUCUGCUUUCUCCAUUCUCCAUCUCCAGAUCCCAAUCCCAAUCCCAAUCCCUAUCUCAAACCCUAAAGCACAGCAACAAUGAAAUCCGAAUCCAUGAACAGCAGCACCAGCAGCACCAGCACCACUACCACAAGCUCCACGGCCGAAUCCCCGAUCGGCCAAACCCUAAUCAAGCUCAUCUCCAACCUCUGCUUUUCCCUCUUCGUCCUCUCCGUCCUACUCUUCACCGUCCUCGCCAUCACAUACCAGCCCCCCGAUCCCUGGCUCGACUCCUCUCGCGCCCUCACCACCUCCCUCACCUCCACCCUCCCCAACUCCACCUUCCACACCGACGACUCCCUCCUCCCCACCGGCGAAGACCUCAUCCCCCUCUCUCCCACCCCUUCCCCCUCCUCUGACCCCUUGGUCCCUCGUUCCCCUGAGAUCUGCACCUUUCCGACCCCGAUCAACUGCUCUGACCCACGUGCGCUCGACGCCGUCCGCCGCUUCACAGCCGAGGUCUUCUCCCGCCGCGGCAUCGUCUUCCUCAGCUUCGACCCCCCUGUCGCUGGCCCUAACCCUGGUGAAUGCGAUGCUGCUUGGAGAUUCCGCAAUAAGAGGGAGAAAUCAUGGCGAAAGUACCGUGAUUUCCGCCGGUUUCGCCUCUUCUCCACUGAGAAUUGCACGUAUGAUGUGAGGUUUAUGGGGAAAUUCCGUUCCGGUGUCAAUGCUCGGUCUCCGCCAGGAAAGAUAAAGUCUUUGCCGGUGGAGGUUGUGGAUAGUGAGGUUAAUGACACGAUUCCGACUGUGGGAUCUGAGGCCGAGUUCAAGAAUGGGAGGUACUUGUAUUAUUCUCGUGGUGGGGAUUACUGUAAAGGGAUGAAUCACUACUUGUGGAGCUUUCUUUGUGGACUUGGUGAGGCCAUGUUCUUGAACAGGACUUUUGUUAUUGACCUUGAUGUUUGCUUGGCUUCCGAGUAUACUUCGAGUGGUAAGGAUGAGGAUGGAAAGGAUUUUAGGUAUUACUUUGAUUUUGAACACUUGAAGGAGUCAGCUUCAGUGGUGGAGGAGCAGGAGUUUUUAAGGGGUUGGAGGACCUGGGAUCGGGCAGCGAAAGGUAAGAAGAGUGGUGGGGGGAAGAUUACAGUUCGGAAAGUGCCUACCUAUAAGGUUACACCAAUGCAGCUCAAGAGGGAUCGGAGCAUGAUUCUAUGGAGGCAGUUUGAUGGACCUGAGCCGGAGAACUAUUGGUAUCGAGUGUGUGAGGGCCGAGCUGCCAAGUUUGUGCAGCGGCCGUGGCAGGCUGUGUGGAAGUCUAAAAGGUUGAUGGAUAUUGUGACACAAAUUGCCGCCAAGAUGGAUUGGGACUAUGAUGCUGUCCAUGUCGUUCGAGGGGGAAAGGCAAUGAACAAGAAUCUGUGGCCGAAUUUGGAUAGUGAUACUUCGCCAGAUGCGCUUGUGCAAAAGCUGUUGAAGGUGAUUUAUCCUUGGAGGAACCUCUAUGUUGCAACAAAUGAACCAUUUUACAACCAUUUUGAUAAGUUGAGGUCACAUUACCAUGUUCAUUUGCUUGAUGACUAUAAGGAAUUUUGGGGAAACACAAGUGAAUGGUAUAAUGAGACAAGAGUGCUGAAUGGUGGGAAGGCAGUGGAGUUUGAUGGGUACAUGAGGGUGGCAGUUGAUACAGAGGUUUUAUAUAGGGCAAAGACCCAAGUGGAAACAUUUAAUAACCUAACCAGUGAUUGCAAGGAUGGGAUCAACACAUGCUGAUCAAUGAAUAUGGGGCCUCUGGUGUGCCAUUGGUGCAUUGCAGUACUGUAUAUGACUUAUGUAUUCAUCAUCUUGAGGUAAUUGUGCUGAAGUUAUUGGGUUAUAGUUGGGAUUGUUGGUUGGAAGAUUGAUCAUUACAUUUUGUAUCUGUUGUAUUCUUCUUUGUGUUGGUUUUGAUGAUAUAUUUGUUUUAUAAUUUACUGGUUACAUUUGUCAUUGUGUCACUAUGAUUUUAUUUGUAUGAUUAUUCUUGGUUUAACUUCUAAUCUUAUGAACAUAAAUGUUAACAAUUCUUGUCCAAAUCUCCCUCUUGGUAGUUUACAAUUUGACUGUUUAAGAGGUAGAUGUGAGUAUUCUCCAAAAUAGAUCUUUAUCAAGUGUGAUAUUUCUGAGGUUCUUGGUUGAACUUUCUCACCGUUAUUUUUGGAAAUCAAUUUGGUUUAUUUGCUAAGAGUCAUAUGGAUUGACCUCUCCUUUAUUUUGUUCAAUACAAUAUAUAAAUCAGUUGUUUUAUAGACCAGCAUAGAAAAAUAUGCUCUUUAAUAAUGAAUCUCUCUGUAUCACAAUACAAUCUGAGUUAGAGAUGCAUCAUUCAUUGUAAUGUUUUUUUUUCUUAAGUUGGAGUCAGAUUUUAGGUCCUCAAUAUUUUCCUGUUAUAUUGAACCAAACCUAAAGAAGAAAUAUGAGCUUAUGGAAAUUACACCAAAUAAUUUAUGUAGGCUAUGCAACUGGUGAGUCUGAGAAAUUCGAUUAUUUGCGAUGACUAUUACUGAAUUCCAGGAAUAUAUGUUCAACUUUACUAUCCUGUUUAUUCAUUCUCACGGAGGGUUUCCUUUCCUGCAUAUUUCACUUUCAUGACAGGCCUUACUUCAGUUUGUAUUUCCAAGGUUAAAAAAUUGCGCCAUGUAUUUGUUAGCUACGAUUAGUUAUCAGUAUGAUAGAUUUCACAUGUAUGCUAUAAUUAUAGCCUUUAACCCCAUUUUUGGUUGCCUUUAGGGUUUUAAAUUGAUUUAGACAUUGCUACCUAUAUGAUGAAUCUAUAAACUAAUUUUUGUAUUUAUAUGGAUUUAAUCCUCUGCUGUGCAUCCUUCUUUAGUUCAAACUAUAACUUCAGUGGCUAGCAUCCAUGCUACAAUUAAUUGAUCAGAUUGGUCAAUGUUCGACUUAUGAGGUUAGAAUAACAAAAAGCAAAGAAAAUAUUUAAUGCUUUAUAAAAUGUCACCCUGAUAGUGUGGAUAAUUGCAUGUUUCUUUGAUCCAUAUAUUCACAAUCCUUCCUUUUCCCUUGCUUCAAUGGACAAUUAUUUAUGCCCAACCCUAUUUCUGUGCUAUUGUCAUACAAACUUACUGCAACUAGUAAGAUAUGGUUUGGGACUGGUAUGAUUAUGGUUUGGCUAGCAGGAAGGUUUGGGACUGGUUGCAGCUGAGUUUCUAGAAAACAGGUACUUUCGGUUUUUCUUGUGUAAUAUAUUUGUUUCCCACAUUAUUCAGGUUAUUAUUACUAUGUUCCAUUGUGUUUAUUUUAGAGUCGAUAUGGCUCAAACUUUGGUUGCCUGUUGUUUCUCUUCUAAUUAUUGAGCAGGUCAGCAAAUAUGGUCUGAGAAUGAUGAAUCAGGUUAAAUGACAGAAUGUAACCAAAUACUGACAGCGCAAAGAGACCAUGGUGUGGAUCUUACUGUGGUGUUUUGCUUGAAGGUACUGAAUGAUCUAUCGGUCAGUGAUCAGCAAUAUAAUUUGGUAGCAAUAUUUGAAUUGGCUUUUGAACAUUUUGUUUCAUCCAUCCAUCGGUUGAUGACAUGCCUGAUAAAUGUAGAUUGAUGUUUGUUAACUGAAGGUGUAUUAAUUUUGAGAGUUGAUUUGAGGAAUUUAAAGUCUGAGUGUAUAGUUUUCUGCUGCGGUCUAAUUCAAAUAUUUGGCAGGAUGUAAAUGUUUGUAGUUAUGACCUU
Dioscorea cayenensis subsp. rotundata (Guinea yam) is the source of this 3742-nucleotide messenger RNA. RefSeq lists its product as uncharacterized. The record is from RefSeq and is a predicted model, not a curated record. The transcript has 2 exons. NCBI's taxonomy places the organism in Eukaryota, Viridiplantae, Streptophyta, Magnoliopsida, Dioscoreales, Dioscoreaceae. Gene Ontology annotation, cellular component: Golgi apparatus. Bases 127 to 1797 code for a protein of 556 amino acids.